AUGAUGAUUGAGCCAUACAGUAAUAUCAGUGUGCCUUCAUUUAAGUCGCCUGUCCGAAGUUAUUGUUGUUUUUCAAAGGUGCCGCUUUUUCCCGUCAAGAAGCCGACUACAGUCUCAUAUCUGGAAAGUAUCCGUGGACCAAUAUCAGCAAAGGAAUUAGCAGAGCGCCCUGAUCAUAUACCACACUAUCUUCCGGCUAUGCGACCAGAAUGGUGUAUUCCUCAACGCCCAGCGCGACCAGCGGCCGAGGUGCGUCCAGUGCUCGAAAUGAGUACAGCGCAAGAUAGCGAUGAGAGUACACCAGCGGGUACAAGCACAACAAGCAAACAA
This is a messenger RNA of Gongylonema pulchrum, 330 nucleotides long. NCBI's taxonomy places the organism in Eukaryota, Metazoa, Nematoda, Chromadorea, Rhabditida, Gongylonematidae. The record is from the annotation of a GenBank genome assembly.